Messenger RNA from Pneumocystis jirovecii RU7, 1335 nucleotides. RefSeq lists its product as uncharacterized. Gene Ontology annotation, molecular function: cyclin-dependent protein serine/threonine kinase regulator activity. The transcript is spliced from 4 exons. The record is from RefSeq and is a predicted model, not a curated record. Gene Ontology annotation, biological process: regulation of cyclin-dependent protein serine/threonine kinase activity; mitotic cell cycle phase transition. Gene Ontology annotation, cellular component: cyclin-dependent protein kinase holoenzyme complex; centrosome; cytoplasm. Lineage: Eukaryota; Fungi; Ascomycota; Pneumocystomycetes; Pneumocystales; Pneumocystaceae. Bases 1 to 1335 code for a protein of 444 amino acids.
AUGGGCUCUUAUGAGGUUCAAAAAUCUCUUUCGCAUCGUAUAAAACAAGAUGAAAAUAUUGAUCUAAUUGCUCAAAAACAAUAUAAGUGUCAUUUAGAUCUUUCAGAACAUAAUGAAAAUUUUCAAACAUCUGGUAAUACAUCUAAAAUAGGAACUAAAAGAACGGUGCUUUCUGAUGUUAGUAACAAUCAUAUUAAACCUUCUUUUAUUCAAUCAAAAUUAUGCAAUCAUAGAUUAGGGAAUUUUGAAGCAGCUGGUUUUUCAGAAGCCUUGCGUCAUUUACAUGUAAAAGAAAACUCUUUAGAACAUGAUAAUAUAAAUAAAAAAGAUUUAGCUAAUCAUUGUUUAUAUCAUCGGUUUCGAAAUGAAUUAAAUGAUGAUUCUGAAGAUAAGAAGAUAUCGUAUAAUUUUGUUUCUUCAGAUAUUUUAAAAGAUGAAAGUAUUCGACAUAGGACAGACGAUGUUUGUAAUCAUCUUUUAAAAUAUACUAAAUUUGAUAUUAUGGAACUGAAAAGGAUUAGAAAAGAAUUUAUUGAAAAAGUAGAUGAAUGGGAUAUUACUAUGGCACAUGAAUAUUCAGAUGAAAUAUUUGCUUAUAUGCGUGAACUUGAAAUUAAGUACAAACCAAGUCCAACAUAUAUUGAUCAUCAGCCUGAUAUGCAAUGGUCAAUGCGUUCUGUAUUAAUUGAUUGGCUUAUUCAAGUACAUUCACGAUUUCACCUUCUUCCUGAAACACUUUACCUUACAAUUAAUUUAAUUGAUCGUUUUCUUUCUGUAAAAGUUAUAUCUCUUCCUAAAUUGCAACUCGUUGGUGCUACUGCACUUUUUUUGGCUAGUAAAUAUGAAGAAAUUAUAUGUCCAUCAGUUCAUGAAAUAGUAUAUAUGGUAGAUCAUGGGUAUUCUUCAGAAGAAAUUUUGAAAGCUGAAAGAUAUAUGAUUAACAUGCUCAAUUUUGAUCUUGGAUGGCCUGGCCCAAUGAGUUUUUUGCGGCGUGUAUCAAAAGCAGAUGAAUAUGAUUUAGACACACGUACUCUUACAAAAUAUCUUUUAGAAUUAACUGUUAUGGAUUCUCGGUUUAUAGGGAUUUUACCAAGUUUUAUUGUUGCAGCAGCUCAUUAUCUUUCACGUUGUAUGUUAGAAAAAGGAAGUUGGACUGAUGCACAUGUUUAUUACUCAUCUUAUACUGAACGUCAACUGUUACCUCUUGUCAAUAUUAUAUUGCAAUGUUUGGAAUCUCCAAAGGAGCAUCAUAAUGCAAUUUAUGAAAAAUAUGCUGAUAAAAAGUUCAAAAAGGCUAGUAAAUUUGUAGAGAAUUGGAUGGCUGAGCAUACAUGA